Molecule: messenger RNA, 1460 nt
Organism: Pararge aegeria (speckled wood butterfly)
Lineage: Eukaryota; Metazoa; Arthropoda; Insecta; Lepidoptera; Nymphalidae
Gene: rogdi
Product: protein rogdi
Exons: 7
Coding region: 94-891 (265 amino acids)
Cellular component (GO): RAVE complex
Source: RefSeq, a predicted model, not a curated record
UUGGUUUUGUACCUAGUGUUCGAUUGUGAUUUUCGUUCAGAAUAUUUUAUUAAAUAAAUAUUGAAUAACUACUUAACUUAAAAAUACAGCGACAUGAACGACAACGAAAAAGAAGAAGCUGCAAAUUUGAAAGAGGAGUUUGAAUGGGUUCUUCGUGAAGAGGUUCAUGCUAUAUUACAUCAGCUCCAUACAGUAUUAGUGGAAUGUGCACACAGAUUUCCGGUACCACUAUAUGGAAAUGAAGGGCAAAAGCAAGAUAAAUUCAUAUUGACAUCUCAACCAGAACAACUUAAAUGUAUUGUAACCCUCACAGGGGAUAGUAUCACUCAUGCAGAUAUCAGCUUCAAGGUCUUAAGACAGAUGCACACUAUAUGCCGAACAUCCAUUAAUCAGGAUGGACCAUGGAAGCUACAACAGAUCCAGGAUGCAGCUAAUCAUCUGCAACAGGCUAUCGGUUACAUUGACAAUGUUGAUAAACACUAUAUUUUCAGAUCAUCAGAAGAAGUAUUGCACAUAAUACAAUGUUUAAUCGGCUCUCUGCAGAGGGCGCGCACCGCUUUAGUACUGCCAAAGAAAAAAACAAUUGAUGAGCUUAUGAAGAGUAGAAAUAUGAAGGCCCUCUCACCAAACCUGCCAGAAGACUUAGCGAUAUCGUUUUACAUACAAUCUCACAAGCUGAUAUUUGUCGCGUACCAAUUAAGUUCGGUGCACGGGACGAUGAGGAUUGAUUCUUGCCAAGCGGACUGCGCUGUUCCGUGGCUGAGUGACGUCCUGUUCAUGCUUACAGCCGCCUUGCAUAUGUGUCAACAGCUUAAAGAUAAGCUAUGCGUGUUCUCUCAAUAUAAGGAUUUCACCGUUGGAUCCAGAUCUGCAUCUAUGGUGUUAAAUUAAAUAUUUAAUUCUCUUACCUAGCCUAGUUACACUUUGUCAACAUAGUUACGAGUAAUUAGUUACGUAAUUUAUUUUACCGCAUAAAUUCCAGUCCACUCUCGUUAAUUGCACAUUCGUACAUGUUUUGUGAUAAAAAUAGCUAAUAUUGUACUAAUUGUACAUUUAUAUGUUAAUGUAAAGGAUAAGAACUACUGCACAACAUGUUACCUAACUGCGGAAUACAAGGUCAUGGGUUUGAACUAGUUCAAUUCCUGGGAUGACCCAAAAAUGGAUUGAUAUUGCGAUUUUUGGCCAAGGCUUCGCUUUUCUCGUAACCCAUCGGUUAUUGUUACUAACAUAACCAUCGUGAAUAAGCAAAUAAAAUAAACCUUAAUUUGUUCAAAUAAGCCUGUAGAAGGCUAUUUUCAUACGACACAAGCUGAUGAUGUAACUACGUAAAUUUAAAAGUAUAACGAGUCCAAGUUACUCCUUUACAAGUUAGCCUUUGACUGCAGAAGACGGACUAAGUAUAGAGCAUCAAUAUUUUUCCAUUUAAACAUAUUGUAUAUCUUUAUUAAUGAAUUUAAGGU